Molecule: messenger RNA, 5132 nt
Organism: Carcharodon carcharias (great white shark)
Lineage: Eukaryota; Metazoa; Chordata; Chondrichthyes; Lamniformes; Lamnidae
Gene: tbl1xr1a
Product: tbl1x receptor 1a
Exons: 17
Coding region: 293-1834 (513 amino acids)
Biological process (GO): regulation of transcription by RNA polymerase II
Cellular component (GO): histone deacetylase complex
Molecular function (GO): protein binding; transcription corepressor activity
Source: RefSeq, a predicted model, not a curated record
GGGGGGGAAGGGAAGGAACAACAAGAGGAGGCCGCCCAGCAGCCAGGCGGAGGAGGCCAAGUGUGUGCAGAUCCCGGUUCUGCAGUGUUGUUAAGUACUGACAUCAUUACACCCUUUGCUGGACCUGAGAUUUCGCACAGUCAGUGUUUGAAGCUACUAUACCACAUGCCCAGUGAUCUAAGGUGACGUGAUACAACCAUCCUUAAUUGGUCCUGAGGGUUCAAAAUGUGUUAAUAGCCUAUUCAUGAAAGGCUUACCCUGUAAUGACCUCAUGGUUUAAGUGGGACUGAAGAUGAGUAUUAGCAGUGAUGAGGUCAACUUUCUGGUAUAUAGAUAUUUACAGGAGUCUGGUUUUUCCCAUUCAGCGUUCACAUUUGGUAUAGAGAGUCACAUCAGUCAGUCCAAUAUUAAUGGUGCCCUGGUGCCACCAGCAGCUCUCAUCUCGAUCAUACAGAAAGGUUUGCAGUAUGUGGAGGCUGAAGUCAGUAUCAAUGAGGAUGGCACACUAUUUGAUGGGAGGCCCAUUGAGUCCCUUUCUUUAAUUGACGCUGUAAUGCCUGACGUGGUGCAGACAAGACAACAAGCUUAUAGAGACAAGUUGCAGCAACAACAAGCAGCAGCAGCUGCUGCUGCUGCUGCAGUUAGUCAACAAGGGUCUACAAAGAAUGGGGAGAAUACUGCAAAUGGAGAGGAGAAUGGCGGACACGCAGUUACGAAUAAUCAUACAGAUAUGAUGGAAGUUGAUGUAGAUGUGGAUAUUCCAUCCAAUAAAGCUAUGGUAUUGCGUGGCCAUGAAUCAGAGGUUUUCAUAUGUGCCUGGAAUCCAGUCAGUGACCUCUUGGCAUCUGGAUCGGGAGACUCAACAGCACGGAUAUGGAAUCUUAGUGAAAAUAGUAGUGGUGGCCCCACCCAGCUAGUACUUAGACACUGCAUAAGGGAAGGAGGACAAGAUGUACCAAGCAACAAAGAUGUUACAUCUUUAGACUGGAAUAGUGAAGGCACACUUCUAGCAACAGGUUCGUAUGAUGGAUUUGCAAGAAUAUGGACAAAAGAUGGUAACCUUGCUAGUACGUUGGGUCAACAUAAAGGACCGAUAUUUGCAUUAAAAUGGAACAAGAAAGGAAAUUUUAUCCUUAGUGCAGGAGUGGACAAGACAACAAUUAUUUGGGACGCGCAUACCGGAGAGGCCAAACAGCAGUUCCCUUUCCACUCUGCUCCAGCACUAGAUGUUGACUGGCAAAGCAACAACACGUUUGCCUCUUGCAGCACAGACAUGUGCAUCCAUGUGUGUAAACUAGGUGCAGAUAGGCCCAUCAAGACAUUCCAGGGACAUACGAACGAAGUGAAUGCAAUCAAGUGGGAUCCAACUGGGAAUCUACUCGCAUCUUGUUCCGAUGACAUGACCCUAAAGAUCUGGAGCAUGAAACAAGAUACAUGUGUUCAUGAUUUACAAGCGCACAACAAAGAAAUCUAUACCAUCAAGUGGAGUCCAACAGGACCUGGUACUAACAAUCCAACCGCCAAUCUUAUGUUAGCAAGUGCAUCAUUUGAUUCUACUGUACGACUAUGGGAUGUGGACCGAGGUAUCUGUAUCCACACUUUGACCAAACACCAGGAACCUGUAUACAGUGUAGCGUUCAGCCCAGAUGGCAGGUACCUGGCUAGCGGCUCUUUUGACAAGUGUGUUCACAUCUGGAAUACUCAGACAGGUGCUCUUGUCCAUAGCUACAGGGGAACAGGAGGAAUCUUUGAAGUGUGUUGGAAUGCAGCUGGGGAUAAAGUGGGUGCAAGUGCAUCAGAUGGUUCAGUUUGUGUGUUAGACCUCCGGAAAUAGCGCUGCUAGCUGGAAGCCAUGGACCGACAAUGAAUGUGUACAUAGCCAAAACGACUGUCCCUGCCCCAUGCACUGCUACAGUCUCACUUGAACCAUGGCCAGUCCACUACAGCCAAAACAAGUCAGAAUGCAAAACCCAGGACAACUGAGCCCUGAUGUGAAGAGUACCCUGACUGCUUAAUGCUGGAAGCUCCACCCACAAAGAAAAGUCAACCUUUCUUGAAGGUUUAAAACAACUUGAAAUAAGACUUGACAUGAGACCAUAUGUGUACCAAAAUGGAAAGAUAAUAUCAGAGGACAAAAAUAUCUUUUAUUUUUUUGGUCCAGAGUCUAUGUAGAAUGAGUUAUCUUGUCAGCAGUUCAGCAGAUCUGUGUGCAGACAUAUCAGCUUCUUUCAAUCAGCAGCAAAUAGUUUGUUCCCUUGUUUUAAACAUUGUUUUAUCACUUUAGUUUACAGUUGCAUGAUGUAGGAGAGUGACUGUAUCUUGUUUAUCUUGUUUUUUUUCCUACUGACACUUAACACACAACUAGAAAAAAACUUUUUUAUGGAUACUAUAAGCAAAAUAACAGUGUAUUUGGUAUGUUUUUGGUACAUUUUGUGGCUCAACAAACUAAUAUGUGGGGAAACAUGAAACCGCUCCAAAAUUCAACAUAAAAUUAGUUUCAUUAUACAUCAGUCAUAGGUAACAAGCUGUGGUUUACAGGUGAUGUGGCUAAAAUGUAGUAGUUUCUUAAUGGGGACAUGAUUCUGCCGAUUUAUGAGAAUUAAACAAAUGGGCACAAAGAAAGAGAAUCGAUGCAGGGAUGCAUCCCAUUGCUUUAAGACCAUAGUUUGCAUAUGGUUGGAUUGUGCACUAUUGAUAGAGCAGCUUAUAGAAUUUUGAAAGAUAACUUUUCUGGACAGAGAAUUAUUACUGUUACUCUACUUAUUCUUUGGUAGACCUACAGGCAUAAAUUUCACAGCAAGGUUCCAGUAUUAAGGACUGAUGUCUCGUAAGCAAUGUUUUUAAAAACCUAUCCAGUGCAAUGAGAUAAACCUCCCUCCCCCUCCCUCUGCCAUUGGGCAGAAAUCAUGCAGGCAUAUGUUUUAUGUUAAUGCUAAGAUAAGGGUUGACUUUGCUUUAAUUUUCUUUCCUUGGUGCUCGUGUAUUACACAUGGGUUCAUCUUGGCUCAGCCCUCUAAAGUACUUGCACUUGCUGUAUUGUUCAGUAAAGUACAGGUAGUAUAAUUGCAAUAGCUUUUUUUAGAAUAAAAGUAUAUUCUAUAAAGUAUAGCAUAUCUGAGCUUUUAAACCUCAGGGGACCCUUCUUCAGAUGAUGAAGUGGUUAAACAAAUAUUUCUGCUACAAGAUGCUCAAUUACUUUUUCACACGAAGAAAUGACGUUUGAGGUUUCAAAUCCUUAGAUUUAAUGCAUUGUAAAAUGUUAGUCUAAAAAAGGUAUUCUUCUAUUUCCCAUAUCCCAUGCAACAACAGAUCAAUGAAAUGAAGUUACUGUUGCAAAGGCUUUAUACCACCACUUCAAACUUGAUCUGUUUUCCAACUCAUUAAAAAUGCAAGGUUAGUUGCUUUUUUGUUUAAAUAGAAACAUGAGUAAGAAUAAUUUCUGCACAAAUGUUGGAUUUUUUGUCCUUGGAGUAAAGUCUGUUGUUAAUCUGAAUCUAAUCUAAUCAUUUAGAACUGAUUAUAGGUAACGUGGUAUAAUCAAAUAGCUGCUAUUCCAGAUAUUCCAGUGUCUGCAUCACUGAAGUUGACCAACAAGUUCAGAACAGCUCCUAGAUGUUCAUUAUGGGCUAUUUGUCAAGUAGAGUAACAGUUAUUAGGCAGCUUUAUCACAUUUCUAAGAAAAAAAACCAUUGGUUAUGUUAUUUACUAGCCUUUUGUUAAAUUGCGUCAUAUUAAGGUGAUGAAUGAGAUUGGUUUUAUCAUUCUUCCAAGCUCUGCCCUUUGCAAGUUUGUUGCGAAGUCCAAGUUAAAUUAAAAACCCUUGCAUUCCCCUCCAAUUAAAAAGGACUCAUAAAGCAUCUGCUACUAUAUGUUGACCUAAAGAACUAAUGCUUGGAAAGGUGAGCCCUAGCCAGUUUUUAAAUGAGCAGUUAAAACUUUUCAUUUAAAUCUUUUAAAAAGUAUACAUCGAUGGCACAACAUUUGAGAGCUCACAAAUACAGUGGUAAAUUUUUAAGAAGCAAUUUUUUAAAAAAUGAAAACAAGAUAUAAGUAGCUUUCCAACUGCUGUUUUUUGACCCUGCCAAGGGUAGAGGUGUAAGAGCAAUUUUGAUUACCUAAUUUAAUUAUCUAACUUCACAUUUUGGAUUGGAAAAUUAAAAAAAAGUUGGCAGUUACCUACACUGGACUUAAGUGACAGUCCAAAAAUGGGGUAGCAGUAGAGCCUCUCACCUGAAGGUGAAGAUUUAUUUGAAUGGGAAUUUACAGCAGCCAGAUAUUGUAUGGAUGGCAACACUUACUUUUCAAAAAUAGGUCUGUUCUUACCAAUUGUUCUAAGGGCAUCCAUACUUUAAUGAUCUGAGGCUCUUAUUCACAUCUGCUAGAACUUUGGGAAACUCAUAACAGCAAGAUCAUCACAAUAAAUUAUACACACAACAUUGUUUGAACUAACUAAAGUCAGACAUUAUUACACAUAACACAUUGAGCAAAUGCAUAACCAUUUCCAAUAAUAUGAAUUAAAAGCUGCUUCCCUUGCUCAAGUCAAUAUUGAUUGAAGACUCUGAUAAAACUGUUGCUCAUUUGUUCCAUUGCAAGUGCUGUUUUAGGAAGGGCUGCAAAUGAAACUAGAUAGUUGAAGCAAGUGAAGUAUUUAGGUUGGUGAAGACAGCAUUAGGUGCAUUCAGUGCUCAAGAAUGAAUAGCAUAAAAGGAUGAUUUCAGGGGCUAGCAUUACAGCUCUAGCACUGGAUUUACAUGUCUGCAUCAUUUCUACAGUUCUCACAAAUUAAGAUUUUAAAAAUUGUGAACCUGUAAACCAGGCCAUGAAAGUUUUUUUCUACUCUUUGAACUCUUUAUUGUUCUGUUUUUAUUUGUACCUGUUAAAAAGACUGAUUUUUGAUGUACCAUACUGUCCUGGACCAUGUAAAUAUCACCUGAUAAUGUAUUUAGGUUCCACAUUACAUUAAUAAUUUUCCCUUUUCCACUCUCCCAACCCUCCUUCCACCACCUCACCUUACAAGUAUCACCACCAAGGCACAUCUUCUGUUGCAGCUUCCCUUUGCAUCGUAUUGAUCUGACAACCAUAAUUUGCAUCAGAUCUGAAAGAGGUCCAGAAUAAAAUAUAUUUUGAUAUUA